Messenger RNA from Hevea brasiliensis (rubber tree), 1516 nucleotides. Its product is annotated as tropinone reductase homolog At2g29260, chloroplastic. The coding region runs from base 104 to 1111 and encodes 335 amino acids. The record is from RefSeq and is a predicted model, not a curated record. The transcript has 5 exons. NCBI's taxonomy places the organism in Eukaryota, Viridiplantae, Streptophyta, Magnoliopsida, Malpighiales, Euphorbiaceae. Gene Ontology annotation, molecular function: oxidoreductase activity.
CGAACUCCAAUAGAAAUCUCAUUGGGUCACACACUAGCAUGCUGCGAAGCACGAGUAACAGAGCUCUUUGGAACAUUUUCCAAUCUAAUUGCACUGUCUGCAAAUGUCUUGCACCAUAGCUUUCACAUCACCUUCACUCUUGCACUCUUCUUCUUCUUCCUCCUUGUCCUCUGAACUCUACACCAUUUUCCACCUGAGUUGCUUUUUCAAGCCUGAGAUUUCAAGACGCUUCCAUGUAAGUCUCUCGAGCACAACUCUACGCAAAUCUACUAGAAGAUCCCUUAUGACACAAAAUUUAUCACACAGUAGUACUAGCACUACCGCAAUAGAUAAUAGAUGGACCCUUCACACGAAAGCAGCUCUUGUUACUGGUGGUACUCGCGGAAUCGGGCGUGCGAUUGUGGAGGAAUUGGUGGGCCUUGGAGCCAGAGUGCACACAUGUUGUAGGAAUGAGAUUGAGCUUAACAAUUGCUUGGAAGAAUGGCAUGGACUAGGUUUUGGGAUUAGUGGCUCACGGUGUGAUGUUUCAGUCGCAGCCCAAAGAGAAGAGCUUAUGGAGACUGUGUCUUCUGUGUUUGAUGGCAAGCUGAACAUCCUUGUUAAUAAUGUUGGAACAAAUAUUCGAAAGCCAAUGGUGGAGUUCACACCUAAAGAAUUUUCUACUCUCAUGGCAACCAAUUUUGAGUCUGCUUUCCAUCUAAGCCAACUUGCUUAUCCACUCUUGAAAUCUUCGGGUGAGGGAAGUGUUGUAUUCACGUCCUCUGUCUCUGGUUUUGUCUCACUGAAAUCUAUGUCUGUUCAUGGAGCAACUAAAGGAGCAAUCAACCAACUAACAAAAAAUUUGGCUUGUGAGUGGGCAAAAGACAACAUAAGAAGUAAUGCUGUUGCACCUUGGUACAUCAAAACCUCUAUGGUGGAACAAAUCCUCAGCAAUGAGGCAUAUUUAGAAGAGGUAUAUUCUAGAACUCCUCUUCGGCGCCUUGGGGAUGCAACAGAGGUUUCAUCUGUGGUGGCAUUCCUUUGUUUACCUGCAUCAUCUUACAUCACUGGCCAGAUUAUUUGUGUUGAUGGAGGAAUGUCUGUGAAUGGUUUCUUCCCAAGUCAUGGUUAGAAGUGAUUACUUUAUUGAUUACCACCCUUCCCAUGAGAGAUGAGCUUUGUGAUUGGGUAAAUAUUAGCUUCUGAGUUCCUGUUGAGAACCCUGAGAGCCAAAGGAGAUCUUACCAGUGACCUGCUAUGGCAAUCCUUCUCAUUUUAAUAACUACUUGGCUAUAGUUUUUCCUUUGCCUUUACUGGGUCUUUCUCACUUGUAUCAGUUCCUCUAUCUCUUUCAUGUGCAAGCCUUACAUUCAUGUGAAGCCUGAUUUUACUUUCAUUCCAUGGGGUUUUCCUGUUGUAUGAUUGACAAAUUUGCAUUGUGAGCAAUGUUUCUAAUGAGGAAAGUAAGUUAAUUGGAUUUUGGUAGUAUUAACUUUAUUAAUAUGAACUCUCUCUCUCUCUUUCUCUUCCCUUGUCA